UCCAUGGAGAAUGACUCAGAAGUUAAUGAGUUCAUUUUUCUGGGACUAACAGAUGCCCCAGAGCUUCAGAUCCCUCUCUUUUUAAUAUUUACCCUUAUCUACAUCAUUACACUGGUGGGGAACCUGGGGAUGGUAGCGCUGAUCUUCUGGGACUCCCAUCUCCACACUCCCAUGUACUUUUUCCUCUGCAACCUCUCUUUGGUGGAUUUUGGUUACUCCUCAGCUGUUACUCCCAAAGUAAUGGUGGGGCUCCUCACAGGAGACAAGGUCAUCACCUACAAUGGAUGUGCCACACAAUUGUUCUUCUUUGCAACAUUUACCACCGUGGAAAGUUUUUUCCUGGCAUCCAUGGCCUAUGAUCGUCAUGUGGCUGUGUGCAAGCCUCUAUAUUAUACCAUGACAAUGACAUCAGGUGUGUGUAUACGUCUAGCUGUUGGUUCCUACAUAUGUGGAUUUCUGACCUCCUCUGUGAGUGUAGGUGAUACCUUUAGCCUCUCCUUCUGUAGUUCCAAUAUAAUCCAUCAUUUUUUUUGUGAUAUUCCUCCUCUCCUAGCUCUCUCCUGCUCUGAUAUCCACAUUAAUGAAUGGGUGCUCUUUAUAUUAGGGGGAUUCAAUAUCUCUUUUGCCCUCAUGGUCAUCUUUACCUCGUACCUGUUUGUCCUCAUUGCCAUUCUGAGAAUCCGUUCUGUUGAGGGCCGGAAGAAAGCCUUCUCUACCUGUGCUUCCCACCUCACAGCAGUGUCUAUAUUCUAUGGGACCAUCAUCUUCAUGUACUUACAACCCAGUUCUAGUCAUUCCAUGGACACAGACAAAAUGGCAUCUGUGUUCUAUACCAUGGUCAUUCCCAUGUUGAACCCUCUAGUCUACACUUUGAGAAACAAGGAAGUCAAAAAUGCUUUCCAGAAAAGCAUCAGCUCCUCCUUCCUAGGCAUCACAUCUCUUCUUUUCCCUACUGGUCACCAUGUAUCUCAAUCCAGCUGA
Molecule: messenger RNA, 981 nt
Organism: Monodelphis domestica (gray short-tailed opossum)
Lineage: Eukaryota; Metazoa; Chordata; Mammalia; Didelphimorphia; Didelphidae
Product: olfactory receptor 5B12-like
Biological process (GO): G protein-coupled receptor signaling pathway
Cellular component (GO): membrane
Molecular function (GO): olfactory receptor activity; G protein-coupled receptor activity
Source: RefSeq, a predicted model, not a curated record